AUGGCAUCUGCUGGCGGGUCUUAUUGGGGAGCCCAGGGCUCCCAAUCCCAAGGUUCAUCCCAGGGAUCUGCACAAUCUGUCAAUGGGAUGUAUCAAGCUGGCAAUUCGGCUAAUGCUGGGACUGCUGGAGCUGCUGGAACAGCUGGUACUGCGGGUACUGGUGGUAGUGCUGGCACUGCUGGCGCUGGCGCUGGUACUGAUGCCGGGACCAGCGGAACCAAUGGUGCCACUGAAGGCAGUGCAGGCACCGGAGGCACCGCAGGUACUUCAGGCACAGGCACAGGCACUUCAGGCAGCGGAUCACAGUACGCUGGAUCUACUAGCCAGUCUAACGGACAGGCUGGCACAGGACAGCAAGCCAGUACCAACCAGGUCUCGGGGUCCCAAGCCCAAGGUACAGCACAAGGCACAGGACAAGGCUCCGGACAAGGCUCCGGACAAUCGUCCAGCGGAGCGUACUAUGGUACUGGCUCAACAGGUAGUACACAGAGCCAAACCAAUGGACAAAGCCAGUGGAGCGGCCAGGGACAAACCAGUCAAGGACAGACCGUUCAAGGACAACAAGAGAGCCAGGCGAACACGCAGCCCGCUGCACAGAAUAGUAACUGGAACGCCAACUCAAACUCAAAUGCACUCAACUCCGGCUCUCAGAGUUCAUCACAGUCUGGAUACGACGAUGGGAUGUGGCAUGGCAACGAGCAAUCAACAUCCGGUCAGAACCAGAAGUCGCAAACAAACAAGGACACAAAUGCACUCAACCAAGGGUCAACAGAGUCAAAAGACUCGACAGACUCGACAGACUCGAAAGACUCGACGAACUCAGCAAACUCAGCAAACUCAGCAGACUCCAAAGACUCGACAGACUCAACAGACUCGAAAGCCUCAACAGACUCGACCAAGCCUGAAAAAGACCAAAUGAACGACGGAAAAUGGCAUCCCGAGCUCUGGUCUGAGUCCGCUACAGACACAAGUUCCACCACGAAGUCCACCAACUCGCCGUCAUCCACGCACUCUGAUCUGCCCUCCACUGAAUCACCCGCCUUGCCAUCCUCCGGCUCCCACAGGCUCUCGCCCGGUGCCGAAGCCGGGAUAGCUGUUGGUGUCAUGAGCCUGGUCCUGCUCCUGCUGGGCCUGAUCUUCUACCGUCUGCACCGCAAGAAGCGAGCCCUGCAGAUGGCCGUCCGCAGCGAGAGAAACCUCCCACCCCUCGAGAAGCAAAACCACAUGUACAACCUCGCCUCAAACCUCUACACGAAAAGCAGCUUGACUCUAGUCGGAAUGUCGGACACCUUCAAGGGCCGCGGCAACAACAGCGACGGCUCCCUCGAGCAUCAGCAUCAGCAUAAACACCCCAGCCACAACUACAACACGAACAGACUGUCCAUCCACGACGGUCCUGCGGCCGCCAACGAAAGCACCAGCACCUUCAACUCUGCCAUAACGCAACUGCCUCCUCCUGUGCUGCUCACGGGCCAGACGCAUCCCGCACUGCGGAGGCCGACAUGGAAAGCCCGCAGCCAGCACGCCCUAUCCCCCUUCACUGCGACUGCGAGCUACGCCGUCAACAAGGUCAAGGCCCUGCGCCAGAAAGAGCUCUCUCCUGCCCAGAGACGCAGCCUGCAGGCGCACGAGUACGGCUUCUCGGAGGAAUUCCUGCACAUCCCGCCACCACCGGAGCCUACGCGUCGUCUACCAAGAGUUCUGUCCAAGGUGCAAGAAAACGGAUCCCUGACCGUGCGUGCUGUGACGCAGAAGCUCAACCGCUCUCAGACAUCGCUUGCUCGAUCCCAGCAGCCGCAAGUUGAUUACCAGGCCCAUGUCCAGGAGCACCCGCAGGCACACAUGCAGCCCCCGCCGCCUGCUCAGGUCCAGGAGUACAGUCACUGCCAGUGUGGUGCCCAAAUCCCGGUGCAGCCACAGACACAGACGCAGUACCAGGCCUAUAUUCAACCCCAGGCUCCAGCCCCAGUCCAACCUCAAGCCCAACCCCAAGCUCAACCUCAGCCAGCGCCUCAACCUCAGCCCCAGCCCCAACGUCAAACUGAAAAGGCCAACAAUGGACUCUCAUCCUGGGGCACGAUGAACAGCCUCAACAGCGUCUCCGAAUCGAGCGAAGAGCACCGGGAAGGGGAUACUAGCUUCCCGUCUCCCUGCGAGAUGAUCGGUGAAGAGCUUUUCAAGGUUCGCAGUGUAUCGUCUGGCACGGUGGCCAUGAACAACCCAGCGGCGAACAUCAGCGUCGAUGCCCUUGCUGGCCGUAUCUCAGGUGAAAAUGAGCAGCCUGAGCGAUCCAAGUCGUCGAAAUCGGCCAAAUCAGCCAAAUCGACCCAAUCCCAGUCCCAAUCGCAACAGCCCCAACACGCGCGGUCACCACCGCAAUCAAAACCGCCAUCACCGUCGCUGCCCACUCAACCCUCUCUGGCCGAACAGCCGGCUCAAGCAGAAGUCCCCUCAAUCAAGCCGUGGAGCGUGCACGUGUACCGCGUCGACAUGCCCUUUGCGGCGCGCAGCACCGGCCAUCUCGAAGUCAGCGAGGGAAUGAUGGUGCGUCUGGACCAGGCAUUCGAUGACGGAUGGGCCCUCUGCACAGUUGCCCAAACCGACCAGCGCGGGCUCAUCCCCCGAGCGUGCCUGUCCACAUGGCCUCUCAAAGAGCGCCGCAACUACGCCACCAGCGUGAAUGACCCUCACAUCCGCAACGCCAGUAGUGCUAGUCUUCCUAUUUCCCCCGUCGACUCGAUCGCGGCCCAGUCCUUCCGAUUCUAUCGGCAGGCGUCUUCGCGGCCGGGAACGCCCAAGGAAGGAGUGAUUUCUCCUACUUCGUCGACGAGGUCUGGUUCUGGCUCUGGCUCUGGCUCAUAG
Molecule: messenger RNA, 2862 nt
Organism: Aspergillus puulaauensis
Lineage: Eukaryota; Fungi; Ascomycota; Eurotiomycetes; Eurotiales; Aspergillaceae
Exons: 2
Coding region: 1-2862 (953 amino acids)
Molecular function (GO): protein binding
Source: RefSeq, a predicted model, not a curated record